Myotis daubentonii (Daubenton's bat) is the source of this 3884-nucleotide messenger RNA. RefSeq names its product TAFA chemokine like family member 3 (gene TAFA3). NCBI's taxonomy places the organism in Eukaryota, Metazoa, Chordata, Mammalia, Chiroptera, Vespertilionidae. Gene Ontology annotation, biological process: negative regulation of microglial cell activation; positive regulation of microglial cell activation. The record is from RefSeq and is a predicted model, not a curated record. Gene Ontology annotation, molecular function: receptor ligand activity.
AUUUCUAUUUCUAUUUAAACAGAGUUUUAUUGACUUCAGAGAGGAAGGGAGAGAGAGAAACAUCAAUGAUGAGAAUCAUAGAUUGGCUGCCUCCUGCACACCCCCUACUGGAGAUUGAGCCUGCAACCUGGGCAGGUGCUCUGACCGGGAAUCCAACCGGUUCAUACGUGGAGGCUCAAUCACUGAGCCACACAGCUGGGCUGAUUUCUAUUUCUAUUUUAAAACUACAUAACAGUUAGUGGCUACAGUAUUAGACAAUGCAGUCACAGAAUCUUCAAGGCUCUAAAGCCCCAAGGGUCUGCGCAAUCACACUCAGCGCCCCCACCCCGGGAAGCCGCAAUCCCUGGGAAUUGGAGGAACCGCUCUGAGUGACCCCAGCCUGCAGAGGGAUGCUCACCCUGAUCCAACCACUGAAAUCGGAGGUCCUCCCGUCCCUCGUCCUGCCAGGGCCGCCAGGGGCCGCUGCGCCCGCCGCCCGCCGGACCCGGCGCUGUGCGCGGCGAUCCGCGCUGCCCCGGAGGAAGCGGCGGCGCCCGCGCGGGGCUGGCGGACCGGGGCGGCCCCCGGCGCGGAGGACGCGGCGCGGCGACUGCACGCUCCCGGGCCUGCGGGCCGGAGCCUCGGAGGGACCCUGGCUGAGCUCCCCCGAGCUGGCCGGGCGGGCCGAGCUCCCCCAGUGCGCAGAGAGGGGCCGACAUGGCGGUGCUGCCAGUUGGGUCGGAGCCCGGCCGCCUUGGGGACGCAGCCACUUGGUGAGGGUCACAGGGCCCCGGACCAGACAGCACCCGAGCCGGCCGCUGGCACCGCCGUGGGACAGGAUGCGUGAGAGAGCCGCGCGGAACUGGAGCACGGCCGGCUGGCUGCUUGCACUCUGCCUGGUCUGGCUGUGGACCCUCCUGGCCUCGGCUUCCGUGCAGCCUCCAACUCCCACAGUCCCCGUGAAGCAGGGCACCUGCGAGGUGACGGCCUCUCACCGCUGCUGCAACCGAAACCGCAUCGAGGAGCGCUCCCAGACGGUCAAGUGCUCCUGCUCCUCCGGCCAGGUGGCUGGCACCACGCGGGCAAAGCCCUCCUGCGUGGACGCCUCCAUCGUCCUGCAGAGGUGGUGGUGCCAGAUGGAGCCCUGCCUGCCGGGGGAGGAGUGCAAGGUGCUGCCGGACCUGUCGGGGUGGAGCUGCAGCCGGGGACACAAGGUCAAAACCACCAAGGUGACACGGUAAUUCUUGGGGUCAUGGCCUCGGCAGAACAGCUUGACUGAGCCGUGGACGGAAGCAUGGUAUCCAGUUAUCAGCCGGCAAGUCUGGAGGUUCGCUUACCUGGACACACGCCCCAGGUCAAAGGCAGCAUUCCCUUUCCCAGGGGCGUUUCAGUUGAGCUGCUCAGCGGAUACGGACAGACCUCCAGCCACAGACCUAGUGUUGCGCUGGGCUCUCCUGGGGGACACAGCAGAAGGUCACGAUACAAUACCUGCCCUCAAGGAGCGUCCAGUCAAGUCGGAGAAUUGACGAAAGACGCUUUAGAUCAUAAGCACGUGGUACCAGACUGUGGCUUCUGGGCCAUAGGCUGUGGGCAUGUUGGGGGUGUAGGGCUGAGACUCCCACAGCUCUGCAGCCACUCCCCGGUCACAGGGCACAAAGACAAGAGGUCACAUUGACCACCCACCGCUUCUCUCCCUCACAUGGGUCCAAAUCCCCAGUGAACUGCUAACGUGUUGAAGGAAGACAUGUGUCCCUCUGCAGACUGGCUACACAGCCUUUGCCUGGGACUGGCUUGACUUGCGGAAGGGACGCAGAGUUGAAGCCAAACUUUCCAGCGGAGCUUCUGCAGACGUGGGGCCCGGUUUGGCCUGUUUGUUGUUGGGCUAGGGAUGGACCGGACCUUCAAAUCACCGCCAUCCAAACACCUUGAGUUUUUGCUUGUUUGAGCAGGUGAGGAAACAGUCCCAGAGAGGUGAAGUGACUUGCCCAAGGUCUCACAGCUUGGGCCUCCAACUCUGACUACUGACCUUUUCACUUGGCCUGGAUGUGGGAUUGCCACCGGCCUUCCAUGUUGCUUUUAUUUUUUUUCAGAGAGUAAGGGGGAGAGAGAGAGAAACAUCAAUGAUGGGAGAGAAUCAUUGAUCGGCUGCCUCCUGCACAUCUACUGGGGAUUGAGCCCACAGCCAGGCAUGUGUCCUUUACGGGAAUCGAACCCGGGACCAUUCAGCCCUCAGGUCGACGCUCUAUCCACUGAACCAAGCCGGCUUGGGCCCAUGUUGCUUUUAUCUCUGGAAGAGGAACCUUAAAACACCUGGCUGGACAGCAGCAACAUUUCUCUCGGGAGAUUCUACAGCAGGAAUUUUUUUUUACCAAGGUCACUGCUCUCCUCCCUGAAAUGAUCCAGAUUGCCGACACACCUGGAUGUGGGGCCACUGGAUCUCCACUCUGCCCUCAGGCCCCAUGACAGCCCAGAGUCACCGAGCCCAGUUACAGCUGCGACACUGAGCUGGCAGCCCUGCUGCCCACUCUGACCCAUCUCUUCCAGAAUCCUUAGUCUGUACCUCUCGGGCGCUAAGAGAGGGUCUGGGUGGGGUCCAGGCUGGUCAGCCCUUCAAAGGUCCUGCUGGGCUGUGUAGAACCUCUGCCCAGGGUUCCCUGGUAGACACACAGGCUUCAGGGACUGAGAGCCAGGCAACUUGGGUAGCUCAUCAGUAAGAGAAUUCCAGCCUCAGUGACUGCUGGGCUCAGCUGGGAUGGCUGGGAUGCAGAGUGUGGGGGGCCUGGAGAGGAGGGGUGUCAGUACCAGCGGAGAGGGGUGGACAGUGCUGAAUUCUGACCCUCAGGCGAUGGGUUGGGCUUGAGUCUCAGUCCCUGCCUGCCUCUCUCCCUCCCUCCCUCCUUCCCACCCUGUGCAGUAGGACUAAGACUGUUCAUCCCACUCCAGGGUUUAUGUUCUUGUUUUUACUUUGUUUUGUUUGGGGUAAUGGGCUGAACAAUGAUACCAGCUUCUCACUAGACUGUAAAUAUCAGAAUUCUGACGACUGAAGCGACUGAAGCUCUGCACACAGUCGUCCCGGGGUGAGGUGGUCAAGGGGUAGGUCAAAGGUCAUCACCUUCAAGGCUGGGGAGUGGAUCAGGGUUAGCAAACUUUCUGGAAAGGCCCAGGUGAUAACUAUUUUAGGCUUCACAGGCCACAAAAAGUCUCUUUGGUAUAUUUUCCUUUGCUGUUUCUCUAGUUUAUUUGUUUUGUUUUUUAAAAAAGAACUUUUUAAAAUGUAAAAACUAUUCUUAGCUUGAGUGCUGUGCAGAACCAGGCCCCAAGCUGCUUUCGGAAGGUUGCCAGCCCCAGUGGACCUGUGAAGGCGGCCAGCUCUCAUCUCCGCAGCCUAGGUCUUCUGCCCAGCCUCCUGGCCUGCCUCCCGUGCAGCCGCAACCUGAGCAGGAGGUCUGGGUCGGGUUUUGUUUUCCUUCUAAUGCUCCCUGAGAGGUCGGGGAGUGAAUUAUUUAGGCUACAAAUGAGACAGCUUUAGCAGAGUCAGACAGGAAGAGCCUGCCCUCCCGGAGGCCAGGAUGUGGGCUUCUCCACGCCCCACCCCUGAGACUGUACCUGGGCGGGAGGGAGCGGGCUCCGGCCCUGUGCCCAUCUGCUGUGCCCACAAGCUGCUGGGCUUUGAGCUAACGGGAAGCCCCAUCCCAGUCCUUCUGCAUCUCCCCCCCCCCGCCCCCCUCCCGCCCCAGGCCUCCUGGAAAUGACACAGGCUUCAUUAAUGUGGGGUAGGGACUGGUUGGGCGGGGGGGGGGGGGGGGGGGUGAACUUCACUGGUGACAUUUACCAAAGUCAUGAACUCAGUGAACAUUAUAAUUUGCUGAUUAAAAUUUUAAUGCUUGUCUUAAGGUCAGAAAACA